UGUGAUGCUCCCCGGUGAUUUUACAACAACAAAAGUUACAAUUAUACAGUACAUUACAGAAUCUUGUAUCGCAUCGAUAAAGUGCGUCAAAUCAUGAGAUCGCACUAUAUAAUGGUCGGUUAUUUUUUCUUGCGCUAUGGAGGACCAUGCUCGAAGGACGCCAGAUGAGGGUAGCAAAAGUUUGCAACGUGUGAAGGCAUCCAGCCAUUCUUGUGAACGAACGAUAAAUAAACUAAAUAGGAGACAUCAUAAACAUGGGUUGUUGAAACAGUCACAGUCACCUUCCAACCCGAAAGCAUUUGUAACACCUACGCGAACACGGCCGAGAUAUGGGUCAAGUGGAGCGAGUCAACUGGAAUCCCCCGACCCAGUUCAGGACAUCAUCUGGGAGUCAACGUCCCCACCCCCUGUCUGGAAUGGGCCGGGACCUGAGAAGACCCCCCAAAUCAUUGACAUUGUCAACAGAAUUGCCCCAAAGGAGAGGGACAAAGGUGCACAGAGCUCUCCGUUUCUGCAGUGGCUUGGGAAAGAUGCCAUCAGCUGUACUCCAGACGUCCCGACACCUAGAGUCAGGCGGAAGUCUGUGAGGCAAAACAGUGUUGAGGACCUGAAGAAACUGGCCCUUGAGUUUGACCUGAGUUUCGGCAAAGGCCAACAGCAACAACAACAGCAGCAGCAGCAGAGUGGCCCCGGCAGUGACAACCCUCCAGAGGAUGGACCUCACCAGAAGGGGCUGCAACUGCAGGCCGCGACGGCCCUGGACGAGGAGCUCAACGCCCUGUUCGACAGCUCCACCCAACACAUCUCUCGGCCGCUCAGCCAGGGCUCUAGCGCCUGCUCACAGGAGUCCAGGACCGGCAGCACUGCGGUGUCAUCUGCUGCGGCGGACGAUCCGAGCCUCUUCGGAGUAGCGGGCCCUAAAAAAAGCAACACCGCCUCCCUGUCUACCUCAGCCACCACGGUUCAUGCAGAUCGAGCCAACAGCACCAUGACCCGCACGACGGCAGCCACUGCCAAUGUGGCGUCGACCAAAAACGGGUCCGGGAAGGGAGACUUUGACGACGACUGGGAGAAUGAUGACCUGCUAAAUGACUCGUUUGUCCUGGAGAUGACGCAGCACCCCGUCAUGCCUGACUCAGCUCCGGCUCCAGGAUCCGCUACAGCUCCUUCUCGUCCUCCACCCCCACCCCCACCCCCACAGCACCCAGUCUCUAAGGUCACUGACCCGCCAAUUAAGGUCAACCCGUCCGCGUCUGCCCGCACGGCUGUCCCCGGAGGACGGGCAGGACCCAGUAGAGCUGAUGGCAUCAACGUUCGUGGUCGCGGUGGCAGCAGUGCCAAUGGCGGCGGCGGCGGCGGUCGUGGUGGUGCCAGUGGGGUGCAAAUGGGGACUCGCGCCGAGGCCACGGCGCCCACAAAUCCCAGCAGCACUUUCGUGUCUGAGCCUGGAGGCCUUUGGCAGCACAAACACGCCAGCGCCAGUUCGACACACAGGCCAUGUUUGGAUACAAGUGAUGCGGCAAAGCACGAACGUGGUCAAAGCACACAUGCACCGUCAUCCAGCAGACACACAGAGGAGGAGAAAAAGAAAGAGGAGAAGGCAAAUGAGGCGACAGGCCAGACAUUGACAAACAUCCGCAAACAAACUACAGGGCUGGACAGUCGUUGCCCAGGGGCCCAAAAAAGCUCAGAGGCUGGUGUGACGGACAGGAAGGAUAAUGUGAAAUGUCCGACCUCUGCCUCUGAGGACACAUGGGACGAUGACGGUGAUGACGCUGAUGACGACCUGCUGUACCAGGUGUGUGACGUGGUGGAGCGUCUCUCUGCCAGCCAGGAGGAGGCUCGAGAGGUGGCAGCAGCAGCGGCAGCAGCAGCAGUGGCUGGUAGAAAUACAGACAAGAAACCAAGUUUUGCCAGGCAGCUGUCGAUGUCACCGUCACACCUUGUACCUGCUCGGCCUACUAAAUCCACUUUCACAGCCUCUAGCAGUUGGCCCCCUCCUCAGAAGUCAUUUGCCAGCAGUACUAACAGACCUCAGCAUACGUUUGCACGUUCACUGUCCAUGCCCAGUAAGACCAGCACCAGUGUUGUUACCACAGCAGUAUUGCCCAAUGGUGCACCCAAAGCCCAAGCACCUGUUGCCUCAGCCGGAGCGGUCCAUCCAAACCGCACCGCUCCCCCCACUUCCAGUUCCCAUAGACCAAACCAGCAGCAGCAGCACAGGUUCACCCAGCUGAAGCCGCAGGGGACCCAGCAGCAGCAGCAUACCAACCAAUCAGCAGCAGCAGCAGCGUCGGGGACCCGGGGCCCAAAGCCCACGAGCACCACCCACCACUCCGCGGCCAAGAGGCCCCUGCAGGAACCCCGGCCCCUGGCCAACAAAGUAUUUGUCCCCAACCAGAGACCAGUGAGGUGCUCCGCGGCAGAGAUCGAGAGGAAGAAGCAGGACGCCAUCGCAAGGCGAAAACUACGACUGGAGGCAUCCCAGAACACCUCCACACCGACGUAAUGCUGCACGCAAACAAAACAUAAUGUCGACACCCACCUACUGCAUCAUACUUCGCGCUGACUUUGUGAUGUGUGCACGGACAAUGUGUCGCAGUGAGAGUGUGUCAAUCAGUCAAUGAUUGCGCAUGCCAUGGACAUGGCUCGGUUGGACAGAUUUGAAGCAAUUUGCAACUGAAGACGGGGGUUUCUGGUUGGAAUUGCCAAUCAGAAAUGGCCACUGGACAUCAGGGCGGGACAAGAUAUCAUGUGGUCGUUUCUGAUUAGCAAUAUCAACCAGGAAAUCUGUUCAAAUGGCUUCUUUUGCAAAAUCGACCAUCAAAGACACUUGAAAUGUCUUUCACAGAAUGGGAGAGAACUAACACGUCAUUGCUGUGCGUGUGGCUUGGACAUUUCUCUUUCAUCAGCUGUGUGACUGAUGCAUGCUGGGUAAAUGGCAUCCCCCUGCUGACGUACUGCCUCAUGGCAACCAUGUGACUCAGUGCCUGUGUCGUUUCUAUGAACACUAUAUGUAAAUAUAUCUGUAUAUAUGUAAACAUGUUCCAAAAGGACUGGUGUUGGUAAGCUCCUUUCAGAGCUGUAAUCAAGCAGUAUUCGAUUAGCACACUUUAUUUUGAACUGACGUGCCUCAUCCCCUUGAGUUGAGACUGAGAGUCUUGGCUUGGGGUGACCAUAACCUGCUGAGCUACUGUGGACUUUCUUCCCCUUUUGGUGGCCAGUAGCCUGCUUAGAGCUGCUGCCUAUCAUGCUGAACAUUCUGUUUUGUUUCGGUGGGACCUGUGUGUGUGCGUGUGUGCGCGCGUGUGUGCACGCAAGUGCUUGCAUGCGUGUGUGUGUGAUCAUGCGUGUGUGUGUGUGUGUGCGUGCGUGCGCGCGUGUGUGCACGCAAGUGCUUGCAUGCGUGUGUGUGUGAUCACAUGUGUGUGUGUGUGUGUGUGUGUGUGUGUGUGUGUGUGUGUGUGUGUGUGUGUGUUCGCACAAAUGUUGUCACUGCUGAUGGGGUCAUGGUGAUGGACUGGUCCCUGAGCUUGUUUGACAGAUUGACCAAAGUGUACAUAGUCCAUAGUUUCCCACUUCUUUUUGUGUUCUUGUGUAUGUAUGUGUGUUCGGAAAUGUUUUGUCCCAAGAGGUCCAAGCUUUCAGAGAAUAAAACAUUCCUCUUUAAAGUA
Molecule: messenger RNA, 3674 nt
Organism: Engraulis encrasicolus (European anchovy)
Lineage: Eukaryota; Metazoa; Chordata; Actinopteri; Clupeiformes; Engraulidae
Gene: etaa1b
Product: ETAA1 activator of ATR kinase b
Exons: 6
Coding region: 137-2509 (790 amino acids)
Biological process (GO): positive regulation of protein serine/threonine kinase activity; replication fork processing; DNA damage response
Cellular component (GO): nuclear replication fork
Molecular function (GO): protein serine/threonine kinase activator activity
Source: RefSeq, a predicted model, not a curated record